This is a messenger RNA of Epithele typhae, 1413 nucleotides long. RefSeq names its product MFS general substrate transporter. The transcript is spliced from 6 exons. The record is from RefSeq and is a predicted model, not a curated record. NCBI's taxonomy places the organism in Eukaryota, Fungi, Basidiomycota, Agaricomycetes, Polyporales, Epitheliaceae. Gene Ontology annotation, cellular component: fungal-type vacuole membrane. Gene Ontology annotation, molecular function: transmembrane transporter activity. Gene Ontology annotation, biological process: transmembrane transport. The coding region runs from base 1 to 1413 and encodes 470 amino acids.
AUGGUCCCUCGCCACGGCGACAUCGGUCUCAGCACCCUCUCGAGCAUCAGCCAUGCAAACGACCUCGAAGACCUUUCGCGUGCGGCCUCGGUGCUCAACCGUGAAGAAACCGACUCGGAGCCUGAACCUGAGCCGUCACGGACGUACAAAUGCAUGCUCAUCUUCGCCGGGUUCAUGAUGACAUUCCAUGUCAUUGGGAUCAAUUCAAUCUAUGGCUUGUUCCAGGAAUUCUACACCUCUCCGGAGACUACUAUCGUAGAUGCACAAGGCCAAGAGGCGCUCGUGUCCCUUGUCGGCACUCUCGGCAGUGGGCUCACUUGGAGCGGCAGCAUCUUCGUCAAUCCCAUGAUCGGCCGGAUGGACAACAUGAAGCUCAUCUCCCUCUCUGGCGCACUCAUCAUGAGCACAGGCAUCGUCCUCGCCAGCUUUUGCACCCACCUCUGGCAGCUCUUCCUCACGCAGGGGCUCUUGUACGGGAUCGGCUCGAGCAUGUACUACUUCCCACUCAUGUCCCUCACCCCCGCCUACUUCGACCGGAACCGGGGAGCAGCGAUGGGCAUCGUCCUCGCCGGAUCGGGCGUCGGCGGCCUCGUGCUCUCCCCCGUCUUCCACACGCUGCUCACCACAGUCGGCAUCCGCUGGGCGCUGCGCAUCCUCGGCAUAUGGAACCUGAUGCUCAGCAUCCCGAUAUGCAGCGUCCUCACCAAGAAGCACCGUUCGGCUGCAGGCGCGACAGGAAGGUCUCGCGUCAGCAUGGCCCUACUCAGGCGCGGCACCUUCGUCCUUCAGGUGCUCCUGUGGAGCCUUCUUGCAGGCGGCAGGGAAUGUGGUCCCCACGUACUUCCUCACCACCUACUCGAUCUCGAUCUCUCCUACUCGAGCUCCACAGGCAGCGUGCUCCUGGCCGUCAACACCGCCGUGAACAGCGUCGCGCGCAUCGGCAUGGGCGUCCUCGCCGACCGCGUCGGCCGGCAAAACACGAUGGUCUUCAGCGUCAUCCUCUCCGCGGUCUCCGUCCUCGCGCUCUGGUACGACUCGGACCGCGCCCGCUUCCUCGCCUUCGUCGUCCUCUACGGCGUCUGGGCCGGCGGGUACAACGCGCUCCUCCCGACGACGAUCACGGAGAUCUACGGCGUCCAGAACUACUCGAGCGUGAACGGGUUCAUCUACUUCAUCCGCGGGCUCGGCGCGCUCUUCGGCGCGCCCAUCGCGGGCCUCAUUUGGGCACGCACAGCCGGGGGCGACCGUCGCGACGCAGUGGCGGGGCGGGGCGGGGUGCUGACGAUGGACAGUCUGCGGACGCGCUACAACGACGUCGCGGUGUACGAUGGCGCGUUGCUUUGGCGGCGGGGUUCUGUGUCGCGGGUGGGUAUUCUAUUGUACAUUGUGAUCGUCGCGGGCGUAAAGUCUUAG